ACAGCAGGUGAGAGUUCCGCCUCCAGGCGACACUAAACCCCGGUUAAACAUUUGCUGCUCGCGGCUUCACAACAGAUCCGCGCGUGUGGCUGCUGGCUGUCAGAUCACUUGGUUCCUCCGGAGACAACAGUGCGGAGAAUAAACCGUCAUGUGCUCGGUCAUCAGAGUGAAACCGGUUCUGCGGCUUCUGUCUCUCUCGCUUCGCCUCAACACCGAGGGCUCGAGUCGCGCUGCAGCCCAGAGCAGGCGCCUCCGAUCCGGCGUGGGUGCUGGCCUCGAGCCGCUGGCAGCUUCCACCAGACGGUACUGCACCAGGAUGGCUCGGACCGGAGCACCGCUCUUCAGACAGCUGUUUGAGUCGGAGAGCAGCACCUACACCUACCUGCUCGCAGACGUUGAAACCAAGGAGGCUGUCGUCAUCGACCCCGUCCUGGAGACCAUCGACAGGGACCUGAAGCUCAUACGUGAACUGGGGCUGGACUUGAAAGUGGCAGUAAACACCCACUGCCAUGCGGACCACAUCACAAGCACGGGCCUGAUGAAGAAGAGACUGGUGGGCCUGAGGAGCGCCAUCUCCAAAUUCAGUGGUGCUACCGCAGAUAUUCACCUGUCAGAAGGAGACACGAUCCCCUUUGGAAAACAUUAUCUGACAGUGAGAGAGACACCCGGACACACUGAUGGCUGCAUGACGCUUGUGUUGGAGGAUCAGAGCAUGGCAUUCACCGGGGACACUCUCCUCAUCAGAGGCUGUGGCAGGACUGACUUCCAGCAGGGCAGCCCUGAGAGGCUCUACGAGUCCAUCCAUCAGAAGAUCUUCACCCUGCCUGACCAGUGCCUCGUCUACCCAGCACACGACUACUUAGGUCAGACGGUAUCUACAGUCGGUGAGGAGCGAAAGUUUAACCCACGCUUGACCAAGAACCUGGAGGAGUUCGUGAACAUCAUGAACAACCUGAAUCUCCGCCAUCCUGCAAAAAUAGAUAUUGCAGUUCCUGCUAAUCUGGUUUGUGGUUUACAUGAACUUUGAAUGUGCUGUAAACGGCAGUUUUUUUUUUAUCAAAUCAUCUACAUCAUAGCAAAGCAAUAACAAUUUACAGAUCUGUAUUUAGCAGGAGUAACCAAAAUAUGACCAUAAAGUGCUUUAUUUUGUGUCUAUGUAUAUAAAAGUAAAGAUAUAUAUUUUAAGAGCUAUUGCUAAUAUAGUAAAUUGACUAAAUCUGUCUUUUAACGAACGCUAAAGCUGGAAUCACACAGAGCCUCCGAUUAGAGGAAGAUUCUCUGCACCUCAUCUGGAGUGCAGCUACUGACAUUGUGAUCACACUCAUACUCAUACAAUCAAAAUGCCAUAAAUUCAGUUUGAAACGAAUCCUACAAAUCUACAGACGAGGAGGAACCACUAUUAAAUUUCUGUUGGAUCUAA
Hippoglossus stenolepis (Pacific halibut) is the source of this 1420-nucleotide messenger RNA. It is a transcript of the gene ethe1, whose product is annotated as ETHE1 persulfide dioxygenase. Gene Ontology annotation, biological process: hydrogen sulfide metabolic process; glutathione metabolic process. The record is from RefSeq and is a predicted model, not a curated record. Bases 149 to 1027 code for a protein of 292 amino acids. Lineage: Eukaryota; Metazoa; Chordata; Actinopteri; Pleuronectiformes; Pleuronectidae. Gene Ontology annotation, molecular function: sulfur dioxygenase activity. The transcript has 7 exons.